Molecule: messenger RNA, 7637 nt
Organism: Gigantopelta aegis
Lineage: Eukaryota; Metazoa; Mollusca; Gastropoda; Neomphalida; Peltospiridae
Product: serine/threonine-protein kinase unc-51-like
Exons: 28
Coding region: 302-3196 (964 amino acids)
Biological process (GO): autophagosome organization; protein autophosphorylation; axon extension
Cellular component (GO): autophagosome; cytoplasm
Molecular function (GO): protein serine/threonine kinase activity; ATP binding
Source: RefSeq, a predicted model, not a curated record
AAUCAGGUGGUUUCUGACAUUUGUUAUCUUAAAAAUAGGCAUAGAAAGUAUCAGUUACGUUUUAAAUCUGGUUAACGUGUUUAUGGUAUCAAUGAAAAUAAGAAGCAAUUACGUGUUAAGAAUUGUUUAUAGUUCAUGAUGUUGUCAUCAGAAUUUUUAGGUUUAAGUUCUAUGUUUUGAUAAUGUGAUAUCGGGCUCCUAAAAUCCGAGAGCCCCCAUUGUGGCUAAAUUAUCAAUGGCUCAGUCAUCUGUUACAUUGACAAGUAUUAACAACUUUAACACAUAAAUCAAGGUUGUUCCGAUGGAAAUUAUUGGUGAUUAUGAAUACAACAAAAAAGACCUGAUAGGUCAUGGGGCAUUUGCUGUGGUUUUCAAAGGAAGAAGCAGAAAGAGACCCAAUAUUGCUGUGGCAAUCAAAAGCAUCACAAAGAAGAACAUUGCCAAGUCUCAGCAGCUGCUCAGCAAAGAGAUCAAGAUCCUGAAGGAGCUGUCAGAUCUACAUCAUGAAAAUGUUGUUGGUCUCUUGGAUUGCAAGGAAACUACCAAUCAUGUCUACUUGGUCAUGGAGUACUGCAAUGGAGGAGAUUUGGCUGAUUACCUUCAAGCCAAAGGGACCCUUAGUGAAGAUACGAUAUCUAUGUUCUUGAAACAGAUUGCGGAAGCAAUGAAAGCUUUAAAUGGAAAAGGAAUUGUCCACCGAGAUAUAAAACCUCAAAACAUUUUGUUGUGCCAUCCAGGAAAACCUAAUGCUUCAGCAAAAGAAAUCAAGCUGAAAAUUGCUGAUUUUGGCUUUGCAAGAUUUUUGCAAGAUGGAGUUAUGGCUGCAACUCUUUGUGGGUCUCCCAUGUAUAUGGCUCCGGAGGUAAUAAUGUCAAUUCAGUAUGAUGCCAAGGCUGAUCUCUGGAGCAUUGGUACAAUCGUCUUCCAGUGUUUGACAGGAAAAGCUCCCUUCCAGGCCCAGACACCACAGCAACUGAAGCACUUCUACGAGAAAAACACCAACCUUGUACCCAAUAUUCCCAGUGGAACAUCUCCUGAUCUGCGUGAUCUCUUAUUAAAACUGCUGAAAAGAAAUGCCAAGGACAGAAUUGAAUUUGAGGAUUUCUUCAAUCAUCCCUUUGUUUUGAGAUCGGCACACAAACCAUCUUCUAAACCAGUUCCAGUACCAAGUCGCAGUCAAAGUUUUUCUUCAGAAAGCUCCACCCCCGGAAAACAGUCCGGCCCUUCCCCAACUCCAGGAAACACUGAUCUCACUUCUUCACCGCAGUUGAAGGCUCCAUUAGCACCGAAGACUGAUGAUGUGCUGGAUGACGUACCUCCAUCUCCCCCGGACGAAGCAGGCUUCUUGAAGGUUGAUAAACACGGCUUGGAGUACAGACCUCACAGUCCCACGGAUGACUUUGUCCUGGUAUCUGAAAGUUUGCACAGUGAUCACUUUGAUGGGCCAGCUAAUACAGGAAAGGCACCUAUGGCAUCUGAAGAAGAGAUGGACACAUUCGGGGAUGCACCACCACCUUCUCUAAAAGCAAUAACUGUAAGGCCGGAUGUUGGGACUGUAACGUUCAAAAAGGAUUCGCAGACGAGUCCGAGUCGCCCAUCUACCCUGCAAGUACUGAGCCCCACUACCUCGACGCCGUCUUCUCAACCCAUUCCGGUCCCCACUCAGGUUAGAGUCAGCCCGAAACAGCAGCCCGUCUCGCCGUCGAGUCCUCAAAAUGUCAAACGGAUUCAGACUUCACCAGCAGAACUAGCUAGGGUUUCUGUUGACAAGAGACCUAUGCCGCGGCGAAAUUCUGAGACUCGACUGAGUGGACCUGAUCUUGGAUCUCUAUCGCCCCCAAGUGUUCAGUUCACCAUUGGUACGCCACCAAAUUCUGCCGGUCAGUGGAAGAGGACAAACACUCCACCGAACAGGCCCACUGGAACCCCUCCUAGCUUGUCGGGGUCACCACAUAGGAAAACCAGCAGCACCACUUCUCCACGCUAUUCUCCAUUACCGUUUGCUGGACCCGGAUCUCUGCCACCGAUUCUUGGCUCACCGACGAGGAUUCCAACCGGAUUCGACUUCCGGUAUAGUCCAGAAGAGCAGCAAGAAUAUCUUCAGGCACCGUUUGGAGGAGGCCAUAACAACAACCUUCCUGAAAAUAUGGCUACAGUUGCAUUUACUAACAAAGAAGUUUCCCCUCAUGAGAUACACAACAUGGAGUACCAUCGAAAUAACAGUGACCCGGGAUCUCUGGCUCGCGGUCAAAGUCUGCUCUCACAGCAGCUGCUGAGGGCCGCGUUCGCAAACCAAACACAAGGAGCUGUGAUUCAGUAUGGAGGGAAUGGUGAGCGACGUGGAUCGUUUGUGAAUGAGAAAGAAAAGAUAGGUUCGCUGGAGCGCGAGAGAUCGUCGUCGUUCUUGAAGCGUACCAGUAGCACCUUCAUGGAGAGCUCACCCCCCACAUCACAGAUGUACGCCCAGUCACCACCCAACAUGGAGGGACCGGUCACCUUCAUCGCACCAGAACUGUCCGAGGACACUCUCAUGAAUGAAGAACAUAAUGAGAUUAUGGGCAAACUAAGCUUCGUUUUGGAUCUGGUGGAAUGCAUUAUGGAGUUGGCGCGAGUUCGUGGAGCUGCUUUAAGCACGUUCACAGACUCUGUGUCAUGCAAACAGGGAGAAAGUUUACCAGCAGAGCAGAUACCUAGGUUCACUGAAGCUCAGAGACGUUUGGAGCAGCUGGUUUUGUAUGUGAGAUCUCUACACCUAUUGUCAUCCAGUCUACAGCUUGCCAGGCAGGAGGUGAAGGCUGAACGGCUACAGCCAUCCAACUCCCUCAAAAUAGUUCUCAAACAGAUGAAUGAGCAUUACCACAGAUGUGUGGCCGAGUGUCGACAGCUCCACCAGCGACUCGGUACGACCUGCAAAACGCCGCUCACCCCACAGCUGGUUGUGUCAACCGCAGACAAACUCAUUUACAACUAUGCUAUUGAAAUGUGUCAGGGUGCUGCAUUGGAUGAGUUGUUUGGAAACCCACAUGAGUGUUUCCGACGAUACACCCUCGCACAGAUAUUGUUGCACAGUCUUGCCCAACAAGCGAGAAACCAACGAGAUAAAGACCUUCUCAAUAAGUACAAAGAGUCUGUGGAACAUAGACUGUCCAGUCUUCACAGUCAAGGGAUUGUGCAUCCCUAUGAUGCCUACAGUUGAUCUAUACGCUGAGGGAAUAAGUCACAGAAAGUUCAGUGAUUCAGUGCUAAACAAAGGGACGACGUAAAUGAAAGGAAUUUCGGGCCCUGUGGCUUUUAAAACUUUAAAGUCUAGACUCCAUGCUUUAAUAAAGUCUUGCCCGUGUAGUUAGGUCUGAAAUUUUUUUAAUAAUGUCUGAAGAUUUCCUAAAAGCUGGAGUCUGGACUUACGGUUUUUCUUAACUCGGGUGCCCCGGACAGUACGGAAACCAUAUGCAUACAACCAUGAGAAUUAAUAUUGUGAAAUACAAGAUAAGAUAGAAAAUAAAGGCAAAAUAAAAAAUGUAGACACGAUAAAAAGUAGAUUGGAGGAAAGCAUUGACAAGGAAGAUAGAAAAUAUAGGCAAGAUGAAAAGUAGAUUGGGGGAAAACAUCGGCAAUAAAAUUAAUUGUUAUUAGUAUGUAGGUUUGUUAGUUCAUAUUCAGGGCCAACUUAAAUAGUAUGAAAACCCAUGACAUUUUGUACUAAAGGAAGGAAAUUAUUUGUCUGUGUGGCUGUUUGUAUCUUCAAAUAUUAAGUAUGUGGGUGUGGUUUUUUAAACAUUUUUGUUUGUCGUUUUUCGUUUAAUGAGAACUGGUCGUCAGAAUUUAUUCCCAAAAAUAUAUUUAUAGCAGUCUAUCCUAUUUAAUCUAAUAAAUUGUAAAUUUAUUAAAGACUUCUAUAUUGAAAUAAAAAUACACUUUUUUUCUUUUUUCUUUUUCUUAAAUGGAAUCUCUUAAGAACAUAUUUGCCCAAAACAUUUGCUGUUUUGUUCAGUUUGUUAUAUGUGAAACAAGUAAAUUUGUCAGAGAAACACAUCGACCAGUUCUCUAAAAGUGUGAGUCCACAUCACUAAUAAUUAGUGUCUUGUGUGUAUUUGUAUGGUAUGUGUAUUUAUUAAACACUGGUUAAAAUUUGCAUGAUUAAAUUGUUAAUGCUUGAUUUGACUAUGGCAUGUUGUCAUAUUGUUAAAGUACUUGAUAUGAAAAUAAUAGUCAAACCUUGUGUGUUCCGAUGUUAUUUCUCAUCUCUUGCAUUUAGAUAUACAUCUCAGUAUCAUAAAGAAACAAUAGCAUUUAACACUUCACAUGCCAUUAAAUGGCUUCUGAUGUUAAUUUUUGUCUGCAUUACUCCAUUAAAAAUUGAUACCUUUAUUUAAACACUUCAUAUGGACCCAUUUUAUGUGGAAAACAGUGCUGCUUGUGUCUGGAAUAAUGAAAAUUGUGCUUUUUGUGUAUUGUAAGAUACAAAUUGUGCUUUUUGUAUAUUGUAAGAUACAAAUUGUGUUUUUUGUGUAUUGUAAGAUGUGAACUGUGCUUUUGUCUGUUGUGUAUUGUAUCUAGUCAGCCUUGUAUUUGCCUUCUAUACAUUCAUAAUUGAUUAUUAAAAUUGUACUUGUGAUAUAAAUAAUCACACAAAUUGCCAUAUAUAUGUAUUUUAAAAAUCAGCAAUGCUCAUCCUUGUCUAUGGUGAAAGUUGAUGACGAUGUUAUUCGUUUGGCAAUUUAAUCACUCAUCAAUACAAUCAAGCAUUCAUUGUUUCAACAAGAAGCAUAUGUGUUAAUUAAUAUUAAACACAUUUUCAGUGUAGACAGUUUGUACUUAGCUCAUCUGACUGUAUGGAGGUUUUAAAGUUGAAGCAAUAGCUAUAAACUCCAUAUUUUCUUUCAUACCAUCCUAUUGUAAUUUCCAUGAGCAGUUAUUAACUUUAUUUUUCUGUCAUACCAUCCUAUUGUAAUUUCUAUGAGCAGUUAUUAACUUUAUUUUAACAAAACUUAAUGAAUUUUCAAUUCAUUACAAGGAUCUCAGUUCAUUGACCAUUCAAAGGUAUUGCAUUAGUUCCAUUGAGGUGUCAAGUUUACUUCAUAUAAUUGUUACGGGGUUCAGUUUUCUUUUCCCCAUCUAUACACAUCGAUGAACCCAUUUAUUAUAUAUAUAUAUAUAUAUAUAUAUCAAUCUGUCAAUGUAUUGCUUUUCUGUGGUAGAAUAAAUUUGCUAAUAUACAAUGCUCUUUAUGCACUUGCUUUUGCUAAAUUGAUAUACAGUGAAACCUGUCUAAAUCGGACCCUGAACAAAUCGGAAUCCUGUCAAAACCAGCCAAGUUUCGUGGUCCCAAAUUUUGUAAAUUCUAAAAUGCGACCCUCUAAAAACUGGAUUGUGUCUAAAUCGGAUAAAUAUCAGGUCGCUGGUGUGAUCCAGUUUAGACAGUUUUCACUAUAGUAUUACAACUGAGAGAGUUCAUUUAUCAUCAAAUUAACAGUUUAAAAAAAAAAAUGUUACCGAUACUGGGUGUUCUAGAUAUGAUUGUAAUAUGUAAUAUGUUAGUCAUGUAUUUGUGUUUUAUGUCUGUGUGAUCAAAUCUGGUUUUCCAGUUGUAAUGGUGAUGUAUGUGUUACAAAUAAAUAUCUUCUGGAAAUGUCACACUAAAUUCUGCUAUGUUACAGAUUUUCCUCAUUUGCUGAAAUUCUACAGCACUCGAGUUUUUUUUUUUUUUUUUAAAUAGAUUGGAAGCACAUAAAUGUAAUCAAAUUGUUUGUAAAACUUUAUUAUUUGGAAUUGUUGCUACUCUGACUAGAUCAAUGCUUUGUUACAGGCCUAUUACACUUUCGUCCUUAUGAAUAGCAUCAUGUUUAGUUGUAUAUAAAAACACUUCAUAAUUAUAUCCUAGAAAGUACAUUGUAUAUACAUUGUACUCUUUUUGCUUCUCAGUGCAAUUAAAAGAGCUGUGGAGACUUAACUGCAAAAGGUUAUACCUUAAUACUUUUAACAUUUGUGUAUAUUUACCACUUUCUCUUCAUAUUCCCUUCAUCACUGUCAUUGUUGUUUUAAUAUCUGUGUACAUAUCAAGUUAUGUUUUUUAAAUUUGUAGAUACUAGUUAUAUCAUGUUAUUCUUUCAGAACUAUAGUGUUUUUUGUGUAUUUUUUUUGUUCUAAGAAGUUAUUAUUUAAGAGAUUAUAGAUUUUUGUUGAAAAUGUUUAGUUUUUUUCCGCCAUUAUUGACAGUGCUGUGUAUGUAUGCUGUACUUUUGGCACACUUGUGUAGUAUUUGCUUUUAUGUAAUGUCGAAACAUAUUUUUUUGUUUGUUUGUUUUUUCAUUUUCAAGUUUAUGUUCACCACAUACUUACAUUGGCCCGCCUUCAGAAUGGAAUUCUGAUUAAGUUUUUAUAUAUACAUGUAUAUUGUUGUGGAUAUUUAUGAUAAAACUUUCAGUAGAAUUACUAGAAUUUUCUUUGUGAUGCAUUUGUCCGAUAUUCUUCACGCAUGUAUAUUUAUUUCGUGAAGAGAUUGAUCAAUCUUGUGUUACGUAUUGUUCAGAUGUGAUAUUCCAAACUGUGUUGUCAUUGUAUCCGAUACCUGUGAUUCAGAUCAAUCAUAUUAAUCUUUGCUUGUCUGAUUUUACCAAGCCUCAAGAUUAAUUUAUCUCCAGCAAAUAAGUCCGUUAUCUGUUAGUUAUGUUCCUAGUCAUAGAUGUGUGUUUAGUUCGUAGUCUUUCAUGAAUUAUGUGUGCUAGAAUGAAGUACAUCAUUUUAAUGGCUCUGUACAUGUAGUCUUUCAUGAAUUAUGUGUGCUAGAAUGAAGUACAUCAUUUUAAUGGCUCUGUACAUGUAUGUUUUUCUGUGCCUACUCCUGCAAAUAUUUAAAAUAUUGAAAUAUAUCAUUGUAGUUUUAUUAGUAUUAGUGUCAUAUUAGAUUUAUUACAUCAGUGUCAUAUUGGAUUUAUUACAUCUGUGUACAUGAACUAAACUGUGUGGCUUAUGUAAUGUCGGCUUAUACUAACUUUUAGUUUUAACACGCUCUGUUUUUAAGUUCUGGUUACAGGGUAACCAUUUAUUAGAUGUGCCAUACACUAUUAGUUUAUUUUUAUCAGUGAGCUGACAUCUUUGUGAAAAAAGCUUUUGUCAAAUUUUAAAUCACCCACUUAAAUGAGAUGUUAAAAAAUGUGUUUGGUGCAAAGAUAAUAUGUUUCAAAAUUCAUUUUACUUUUGUUUUUGUUUUUAAACCAAUCAUCACUUACUGGUAAUCUCUAAUUUCUCACAAUUUCUUCUUAACACAUAGCUCAAUCUUCAGUCGAUAAUAAUUGAAGAUGUAUAUUACACUUUUGAGAUUGUCGAUAUUUUAGGAUUUUUUUUGUUUUGUUGUAUUUUUAACCAUUUGAAUAUUGACAUUUUGUUGUACUUCUCACUUAUCCAUAUUUUUUCCCUCCUAGUUUUAUCAGUAUAUAUUAUAUACGUAUUGUGUUUUUCAUUGAGAGUGUGUGAUUAAAAGCAAGAUAUUCAGGUGUACCAAGUAUGGGCAGAAAGAGGUUUUCAGAAUUUUGAAUGAAUGUGCAAUGUAAUAUUUAUUUAACUUAAAAAACUAUUAAUGUGUACAUAGGUGAAGAUUUUGAAUAUUUAUUUGAAAGUAAAUUGCACAUUUACUGUCA